UGAUCAGCUUAAAUUUUCAGCAUCAUUAUUAAAUUGUUUGAAUUUUAGUUUAUAAGUAUGUUGUUACUGAGUUAUUGGUUGCUUAAUUUUGAUUGCUGAUUUUUUUUAGUUUGUGGGUUUUUCUGGGUUUUUUUUGGGGGGUUUCUGAUGGUUUUUGUUUGACUAUUGGUUGUUAAUUGAGUAUGAUUUUAAUCGUUGAAUUGGAAAAAAAAAAUGGGUUUGACUGGGUUUUAGUUGUGGGGGUUUUGGGUUUUUUUUUUUUUUUUUUUUGGGUGUUUGACUUGAGCUCAAUUUGAUUGAUUUUGAGGAAAUUGAAGUAAGUGGUUUUUGUUUAGUGUUUUUUUGUAUUGAUGAGCUUAAUUGUUACUGUUAUUAGCUUAAUUUGUCUGCUUUGGAGUAUUUAGGUACUUGAGUUACCUUGGGUUUAGUUGCAUUGUAGAAUUCUCUAUCCUGCUCGUCGUAUCGUAAAACCAGUUAAUCCUGUUUGUGCAAUUUUGUGAUCCGGCGUCGAAGAAGAGGAGUUACACAACCUAUUACCAUGUGGUUUAUGAUGGAAUCUCACUUGGGUUUUGUUAGUGGUCUGAUGAGUGGUCUGAUGAUCUGUGUUCCGUGGUGCGACCGAUACUGUAUUGUUGAAGCUUUCAAAUUUAAGUGAUGAGAGAAGGGAAAUUAUGGGAUGAAAAUAGUUGAAGUUGAUUGCAAAAGAUGUUGGGAACAGAAGUGUCAUGUAUGAACUCCCCUCUCCCUUGCUAAAUUGCUGAAGUGGAAUUGAGAGUUAGAGUUGUACUACAGCUAAGGAGGAGUUUCGUGUUUAUCAUGAUGAUAAAUGUUUUUGAAGCUAGAGUGAUGGAUGAUUGGUUAGGAUUUCCUCUGUUUCCCCCGUUAUAGCUCGGGUAGUAGGAGCUAGGGAGACUGGAUGUCCACUGAUAGGAAUUGAAGUGAUAAUCGUUUCCUAGUGGUUUUUUCUGACUGCAAUGUGGGAAGUAUCUAGAUUAUUCUUUGAUAAUGAUUGAAAUUUGAUCUGUGUUUUGUUGUUUUUGUAUUUCUUGUAAAAUGCAGAUCCCUUACUGAGCAGUAUGUUUUGGUUCGCAAAUUUGAUGCUGGAAAGCCUCCUUAGUUGAGGUGGUCACAAUAAGUCUAAAGGUAGCAACAAUUGUGAACUGUGAAAAUUAUCAUUUUUGAGUUUAGGAUGGAUGAUGCUGGGCACCGUGAAAAUGGGAGACAUAAGCCCGAAAUGUACAAACCACCGCACAGCCAGUGGUUGAUGCAACAGCCACAGUCAAUGAAGCAUAUAAUGUCUAUAAUGGCUGAAAGAGAUGCUGCAAUACAAGAGAGAAAUAUGGCCAUCAAUGAAAAGAAUAAGGCCCUGGAAGAGAGAGACUUAGCAAUCAUGCAGCGAGAUACGGCCAUGCAAGAAAGAAACGAGGCUUUAAUGGAGCGGGAUAACGCAUUGGCAGCACUCCAGUUUCGUCAGAACUCUAUUAACGGUGGUGGUAGUAACACUUGCCCACCUGGGUGCCAAAUUUCACGUGGCGUAAAACACAUGCACCAUCCGCAGCAACAUGUACAACAUCCGCAUGUUGGUGAAGCUUCUUAUGACGGGAGAGAAGUUCAGGUACCUGAUGCCCUACCACUGACAGCUGUUCCGCCAGAAAGCGCAAAAUCCCGAAAAGUCAAACGUCCGAAAGAGCCUAAUGCAACAUCCCCUAACAAGAAGACAUCGAAAAACGGACGGAAGGGGAAGAGAGAAGGUGAGGACUUGAAUAAGAUUAUGUUCUCCAAGUCUCAAGAGUGGAAGGGAAUGCAGGAUAUGGAUGGGAGUGAUGGCUAUAAGCAACUGGGCGGGCCCAAACCUGACUGGAAGGGCCCAGAUCUUGGAUUGAACCAAGUAGCAUUCGAUGAGUCAACUAUGCCACCACCCGUUUGCUCUUGUACUGGGGUAUAUCGACAGUGCUAUAAAUGGGGUAAUGGAGGAUGGCAGUCCUCGUGCUGCACAACAACAAUGUCUGUGUACCCAUUGCCUGCAGUACCCAACAAACGACAUGCCCGAGUUGGUGGGCGGAAGAUGAGCGGGAGUGCCUUCAGCAAACUACUAAGUAGGCUUGCUGCUGAUGGCCAUGAUCUUUCAACCCCAGUUGACCUCAAGGAUCACUGGGCUAAGCAUGGAACAAAUCGCUACAUCACUAUCAGGUAGUGCGUUAGAGAUUUUAGAGAUUUGAAUUGAGGUAGAUGAAGAUAAGCGGAUCUAUUUGUGGGCUACAAGGAAUGAUUUUAAAACGACGGAUUUGAAAGAAAUGUGGCAGUUCGCGUUUCUAAAUUCUCUCCUAAGGCCCAUGGCCGUGUUCAGAAGUCCUGGUGUUCCAGCUGAACAUAUGAACUGGUAAAAGAGAAUGGCCUUCAUCAACUUAGCACAUCUUGUGAAAAGUGUAUUUGUAAAGCAGCUAUGUAAUGUUUGAAGGUGUCUCUGUAACGGUGGGCGUAGCGGUAGCGGUAGCGGUAAAGGUAAUUGUAACAUCCCUCUUAUAUGAGGAAAAGUUGCUUUGUCAACAUUAUUUUAGAAGGCCUAUUUGAAAUGGAAGUUGGUGUUUUCUGCUGA
Beta vulgaris subsp. vulgaris (sugar beet) is the source of this 2596-nucleotide messenger RNA. Its product is annotated as protein BASIC PENTACYSTEINE6. Gene Ontology annotation, biological process: response to ethylene. The record is from RefSeq and is a predicted model, not a curated record. Bases 1190 to 2194 code for a protein of 334 amino acids. Gene Ontology annotation, molecular function: DNA-binding transcription factor activity; sequence-specific DNA binding. The transcript is spliced from 3 exons. Gene Ontology annotation, cellular component: nucleus. Lineage: Eukaryota; Viridiplantae; Streptophyta; Magnoliopsida; Caryophyllales; Amaranthaceae.